AUGUAAUAUCAUUUCCUGCCCUCGUGCGGUGAAAGCUAAUACUUAACAUAGGUUUCUCUGAUGGGGGAUGUAAAGUCGUUGUGAUGAAAUAGAUUGAUUACGACGAAUAUAGUGAAGUUCACAGGUUAGGGUUAAUUCUCUUCGUACUUGAAAGUUUGCGGUUGUUAGUGUCGAUUGCCGGUGUUUUGUCUCGUGUUUGAUAGUUACAAUACAAUACAGCACAAUGGAAACGGCAGUUGUUCAAUUGGAACAAUCGGUACGGAAGGCUGAUAAAACACUGGACACGAUUGCAUGGAAGUUAGACCAAUAUGAAAAACAAGUUGUGCAUGUUGAUGGCAGUGAGCUUCCAGAGCAGGUGUCUGUGCUGAAACUCCUGCGGAGUGUUAACCAGGUGAGAGAAGAAUACGAAAACCUCCGACGAGAGAUUUCUGAGGUGCAACAAUUACAAAAGCAAUUUUCUGAUACAUUGCGUCUACAUCUACGACAGGUACAGGGGACAUUUGGCACACUUCGUGACAAGAUCAUUGGCAGCAGUCACCAAAAUAAUUAGCUUAAUUGUCUUCAAAUUCUAAAGGAUCUUGUGGGUGCCAGCUAUUAAAAAUAAAUCUCAUUAAUUUAGAAGUUUUUUUUUAUUGCUGAUUGGUGCCACGCUCUUGUUUGAAGCUGUAUCCUUCAAUUUAAAAUUGUCUGAUUAUUGAGGUGUUCUUUUAUGGGACAAAGAAUUUAUUUGGCUGUUGAUCAUAGUUCAUUUAAUAUUAUAUUGUGUUGCAAAUAUUACUAAAAUACAAAGAACUUAUGAUCUUGUUUUAUUUGGGGUAAAAGCAGUCUUUGCUGUGUUGGCAUAGAAUGUGUUGAUUUGAGUAAUUUUAAAUUGUGAGUAAGUGCAGUUAAAUCUUGUGCACAGUAAUAUUAUACUGUUGCAGAUAAGAUUUAAAUUGGCAAUAAAUCCCUCUGGAUAAUA
Messenger RNA from Zootermopsis nevadensis, 961 nucleotides. RefSeq lists its product as uncharacterized. The record is from RefSeq and is a predicted model, not a curated record. Lineage: Eukaryota; Metazoa; Arthropoda; Insecta; Blattodea; Termopsidae.